AUGGCGAAUGUUAAUUUAUUCCGCUCACCGAAUAAGCAAUUUGGUUCGAAUCCCGAACUUCAAUCAGAAAAACAGGACCCUGUUCCUUCUCAUAGUGGUCAGCAGCGAAAAAGGAAACAUUUGGAUGGUUGCGAUAUGGACUUAUCAAACCUAGAAUCAGAAAUCAAGAACAUGUUUGCCGACAUCAAAUCGGAAUUAAAAUCACUGCGCUCGGAAAACAGCACGAUUAAUAACUCAAUUUCUGAAUUAAAGACACAGCAACAAGAAAUUUUGUCCGAGUUUAAUCAUAUGAAGACCUCCUUUGAAUUUGCUGAUGAGAAACAACGCGAGCACGAGAGACAAAUGGCAGAACUAACCUCAAAAGUGUCCGACUUAGAAAAUAAGCAUUCCGACUAUGAGGCACUGAACAACAAAUACGACCACUUACUUCUGGACCUGGAUAGACAACAACAAUAUGCUCGUAUUCAAAAUCUCGAAAUUACCGGCAUGCCAGAAUCAAAAAACGAAAACCUGCCGAAUCUUAUCAUAUCGAUUGCCAAACACGCUGGAGUAGAAAUAAUCCAAAGCGACAUCGAACACGUCACCAGAGUACGUGCGAUGACACCUCGAGAGGGCCGGCCCAGGGCCAUCGUAGUCAAAUUGAGGAAUCGUACACACAAAAAUAACAUCCUUGCAGGCUUGCGAAGGACCCGCGGCAUCUCCACGUCAGACAUCGACCUCCAGGGAGAAUCUCGUAGACUUUAUGUGAACGAGCAUCUUACACCAUCACGGAAACAAGUACUCAAAGAGUGCAAGACUGCGGCAAAGAAUCGAGGAUACGAGUACGUUUGGGUUCGAGAAUGCAACAUUUACGCCAGGAAGUCAGACGGAGCUCCGGUCCUAGCAGUCGAAUCACUCAAAGAUUUAAAGAAGUUGUUAUGA
Cydia splendana is the source of this 921-nucleotide messenger RNA. RefSeq lists its product as uncharacterized. The transcript has a single exon. Bases 1 to 921 code for a protein of 306 amino acids. The record is from RefSeq and is a predicted model, not a curated record. NCBI's taxonomy places the organism in Eukaryota, Metazoa, Arthropoda, Insecta, Lepidoptera, Tortricidae.